AUAUAUCUAUUCUUAUCUAUUACGACUGUCUGUGUACAAUGCAGUGCGUUUUAGCAAGGCUAUGGGCGUCUUCAACAUGGCUCACUCCUGCGUGCGCCUCAUGAACAUAAUUUAUGAAACUCAUGCAAUGAGGUCAUUGUACAUCACGUGUACCCCGACAUGUUUAAUUGAGCCUUAUACGUCGCUGUAGCCAGUCAACUUCAACACUGUUCCAGCUUUACCUUCGCUGUUAGCUGAUUUUCGCGACAAAAAGCAGCGAUCUAUUGGAUUUUACCACCAAGGACACUUCACAGAGGAUGUGCAACCGAUCUGUGACAUAAUCUGUGAAAAACUGUGGUAAAAACUGUGUUAAUAUGAAGUCAACGAUCCACUGGUUUCGGAAGGGGCUUCGGCUUCACGACAACCCGAGCUUGAGAGAUGCGCUUCAAAUGCUCCAGCCUGGAGACGUGUGGAGAUGUGUGUAUGUUUUGGACCCUUGGUUCGCUGGCAGCUCAAAUGUUGGAGUCAACAGAUGGAGAUUUCUCUUGCAGUGCCUGGAAGACCUCGAUGCGAGUCUGCGGAAACUAAAUUCACGACUCUACGUCAUCAGAGGUCAGCCCACAGAUGUGUUUCCACGACUGUUCAAGGAGUGGAAGGUUUCCUGUCUUUCGUUUGAGGAGGACUCGGAGCCGUUUGGUCGCGAACGCGACAUGGCGGUGAUGAAACUGGCAAAGGAGGCCGGAGUCAAGGUCAUCUUGCGGACAUCACACACCCUGUACAAAUUGCAAGACAUCAUUGAUGUGAACGGUGGGCAGCCACCGCUGACCUACAAGCGGUUCCAGGCCAUCCUGUCCAAGAUGGACCCUCCAGACCAGCCAGUAGACUCCAUCACAGCAAGUACAGUGGACAAUCUGACCACACCCAUCAGAGAUGACCAUGAUGAGAAAUUCGGAGUACCAUCCCUUGAGGAGUUAGGUUUUGACACAGAUAACUUGAACCCUGUUGUGUGGCCGGGAGGCGAGACAGAAGCCCUUACCAGACUGGAACGGCAUCUUGAGAGAAAGGCAUGGGUUGCAAGUUUUGAGAGACCGAAGAUGACUGCAUCCUCGCUGUUAGCGAGCCCCACAGGACUGAGCCCCUAUCUCAGAUUCGGCUGCCUGUCACCCAGAUUAUUCUACAAGAAGCUAACAGAGCUAUACAAGAAGGUUAAAAGAAGCAAUCACCCUCCGUUGUCGCUGUACGGCCAGCUGUUGUGGAGAGAGUUCUUCUACACGGCGGCCACGAAUAACCCCAACUUCGACAAGAUGGUCAACAACACCAUCUGCGUACAGAUCCCAUGGGACAAGAAUCCAGAGGCGCUGGCCAAGUGGGCAGAGGGCCAGACAGGGUUUCCCUGGAUCGAUGCCAUCAUGGCGCAGCUACAACAGGAGGGGUGGAUCCACCACUUGGCACGGCAUGCUGUGGCCUGCUUCCUAACCAGAGGGGACCUGUGGAUCUCCUGGGAGGAGGGCAUGAAGGUGUUUGAGGAACUCUUGCUGGAUGCCGACUGGAGCGUGAACGCAGGGAGCUGGAUGUGGCUGUCCUGUAGCUCCUUCUUCCAGCAGUUCUUCCACGUCUACUGUCCGGUCAACUUCGGGAGGCGGACUGACCCGAACGGAGACUUCAUCAGGAAAUACCUCCCCAAGCUGAGGGGCUUCCCCGCCAAGUACAUCUACGACCCGUGGAACUCUCCAGAGUCCGUGCAGAAGGCAGCUAAGUGUAUCAUCGGGAAAGACUACCCGCUGCCGAUGGUGAACCACGCGGAAACAAGCCGGAUCAACGUGGAACGCAUGAAGCAGGUGUACCAGCAGCUAUCACGGUACAGGGGCGCAGGUACGCAAUGUCUCCUGGCGACCAUCCCCUACCCAGAUGGAGGCAACGGGAACCCGACCGGACACAAGAAACACGCCAUCGUGCAGGGGAUGGAGAGACAACAUGCUGAGAGAAGAGAACAUGGGCAGCCUGCACAUAUGCCAUUGUUAAAACGACGCAGGUGGGAUUCCCACUUCCAGGCUGCAGAAGCUAGAGACCAGUCCGAAGGAGACAUGAGUAACGUGGACUGAAGAGGGAGAUUAACCGCAGGAAAAAGAAGACAAGCUCACUUGCCAGGGCUCCAAACUCUACAUGCCGUGUGGAGCUAGGGGUCUGCGAAGAUCAACCUGAUUUUUGUACAUUUGGGUCUGCCUCUUGACCAAUUAGAUCUUUGCACUUAUACUGUGUUGGGUGGGUAAUUUGUAAGGAAAGCAUUGAUAAUGCAGGUAAUAAAAUAUGACAAGUAGCAGUAACUCAAGCAACUGGACAUGAUUUUGCAAAAUUUUUAUCUUAAGUUUCCCCGGAUUGACAUGACAUAGGUAAAAUACAACACAUGUGUACUCUGUAUUGCCCUCCCCUGGGUCGGAUGGCCCUCCGGCCGUUGGGCGAUCUUACCUCGGGUUUGGUUUGGUUACACAGAACUCCAUUAGUGACUGAUAUGUCACUAUUCUUCCUGGAGUCAGAGUGAUUUGUAGAUAAUCACCAAUUCUAGACGGAAGGAUUUUGCACCAUCGCACACUUGGGUGAUGCAGAAUACCACAUGUUGUACUCUAGAACACACUUCUUGAGCAUGUUCUGAUUUAGGCCUUGGCAAGUGGGCCAAAUGAUGAUAUCUGUACAUAUAUAGCUUUAAAGUUUGUGACCUAUAUCACAUCUUUGAUGUUUUAUUCUUUGUAUACAAUAGAUGGGUUUAUCAAUCUAACAGAAGAAGGUCCAAGAAAAAGGCUGGGUAUUGAUGUUGUACAGUAUUUUAUUGUUGUACAGAUUGUAUUCGGGGUAAAGAAAAAGAGAUGCCUAAGAGGCGAGAGAAACAUGUACGGACCUUUGAUGUUGUAAGAGAGAUUCUAUUUUUUGUAUGGGACUGAUGAAUACACGGGGGAAACGUACUGAGCUAAGGAAAGUGCUUGUUCAUGUAUGCUGUGACGUGACGUCACUUUAAAAGACGAGCAGUAUUUUAUGACUAGAUGCGAGAGCUUCAAUGGAACCAACUUGUGUAUUGGUGCAUAUCUGAAUGCUUCUUGACGAUAGAAAUUAUUCAUCUCUUGGGUAAAACCUUUCAAUAUUGUGUUGACAUGAUGUUGGUAUUGCCCCUUCAAUUAGUUUUAGCAUACAGUCGACUUCUUGUACAUACAGAUUUGUAUCCACAAUGAGUAAUUUGAUGUUGACUGCUACAUCAUGGUGACACAAACAUGCAAAAGGUGGUUCAAUGAUUGUAAGGAAAACACAGUGAAAUGAUCCCUUUAGUGUCCGCACUAUAUGGUUUCCCUGAUGCUAUUAAGUUUAUGGUUUGGUUUAACAAACUUAAAUUAUUAUCCAUGUAAGGUGAUUUCUUCAAUCAAGUUUUGAUCAUAUACAUGUACAUGUAGGUUGCAGCUGGGAGUUGUAACAGCAUACCUACACGGAGGUGUUGCACGGGGUCCUUGCUGAAUAAUAUCAGUGAUGCAGAACCACAAUUUUGCAUGUUCAGAGGUUGCUUCAGUGUAAUACUAUCGUACCUCCAAAAUUAUUUAAACUUUAAACUCUUAAAAUUAUUUUCAUGUAUGCAGCCAGAGAAUCACUACGCACUGGUUACUUUAAAUUUGAAGAUUAUUUUCAAAAUUUUCAGGGCACUAUAUUUUGAAGCCCAAUAAUAUUUUUACUUCUUUGAUAAACUGUGAACUUCCACAGGUUAUUUGAUAUAGUGUGCGUCCAUCUGCAUCAUGGUUUGAAGUUAUUUAUGUAGCUGGAUAGGCUUGUCAAAAUCCAGUGUCUUUUCAAAUUUGUAUUGACCAGUGUCAUUAGGGCUGUGUACCUAAAUACCCGUACCUGUACCGUACCUGAAAAAUUGUUUAGGUACAGGUCCGGACCUAAACAUCUGUGUACCUGUACCUGUACCUAAACACACUAAAGCACUUGAGGACACCACUUUUAAAGGCUACAGAUACAUAAAUUCCAAAUCAAAGAUGACAAUUGUGAUAAUCUUGCAGUUGAAAAUCAAUAAAACUUUGUUUUGAGGUUCAAAUAUCUAAAUCCUCAUACAAAGGUGACAAUUUUUCUCUAAAAAAGACAGUUGGCUACAUUUAUAACUUACAGAUAAUUGAUCAAAUUUGUUUAGGUACAGGUAAAGGUCCGGACCUGUACCUAAACCUGUGUACUUGUACCUGUACCUAAAAUUUCUUUAGGUACACAGCCCUAAGUGUCAUAAGAGAUGUGAAGCGAUUGAAUACUUGUAUUGAGUAUUUUAGUGCAACAUGUUUGUUAUUUGGUUGUGGACAACCAGUCUCAGAGAUGUAACCGUCAAAAACAGAUGCAUCGGCACAAUUGACUGCAAUUAUUGUAUGCAAGUUAAAUGUUCUUGGUUUGAACAUUGUUUUGUAUCAUUUUUUUGUGUCAGGAAGUCAUUAAAAUUUAUGAUACACUGCAAAA
Molecule: messenger RNA, 4455 nt
Organism: Branchiostoma floridae (Florida lancelet)
Lineage: Eukaryota; Metazoa; Chordata; Leptocardii; Amphioxiformes; Branchiostomatidae
Product: cryptochrome-1-like
Exons: 15
Coding region: 354-2081 (575 amino acids)
Biological process (GO): circadian regulation of gene expression; negative regulation of DNA-templated transcription; entrainment of circadian clock by photoperiod
Cellular component (GO): cytoplasm; nucleus
Molecular function (GO): FAD binding; DNA binding
Source: RefSeq, a predicted model, not a curated record